Molecule: messenger RNA, 1195 nt
Organism: Caenorhabditis elegans
Lineage: Eukaryota; Metazoa; Nematoda; Chromadorea; Rhabditida; Rhabditidae
Gene: nas-20
Product: Zinc metalloproteinase nas-20
Exons: 5
Coding region: 15-1154 (379 amino acids)
Biological process (GO): proteolysis; molting cycle, collagen and cuticulin-based cuticle
Cellular component (GO): extracellular region
Molecular function (GO): metallopeptidase activity; metalloendopeptidase activity; zinc ion binding
Source: RefSeq, marked reviewed
AAAAUUUCGAAAAAAUGAAGAUAACAGUUAAUUUUUUGCUCGUAGCUCUGAUUGGAGUCCCUUCGGUGCUUUCUGAUCGUCAUAUAACCCGAGAUAAACGGCAAGCAAUGCGAGAUUAUGCAAAGUGGGAAAAUAAUAAAAUGUCUUUAUUUUUCUACAAUUUACCACUUGAAAUGCAAGCCAUGUUCCGAGAUGCGAUAAAUUACUUGGAAAAUCACACUUGUCUUAAAUUUGAGUAUAACGAGAAUGCAGAAACUGCAGUUAGAAUUAGAAAAGGAAAUGGAUGUUAUUCAUUGUAUGGAAUGCACGCAGGAGAAGUUCAAGAUCUUACAUUAGAUUACAAUUGUGCAUCUUUUGGAACAGCUGUUCACGAAAUCAUGCAUGCACUUGGAAUUGCCCAUGGUCAAGCUAGAAGUGAUAGGGACGAUUAUCUUAUAGUUGAUUCAACUAAUUCAAAUGAUGGUAUUGAGAACACUGAAAAUCUUGUUCCGUUUGAUUAUGGAAGCGUCAUGCUUUAUGCACGAGAUCCUCACAGUGAUAAACGAAUUCCGAUAGAUCCAGAAUAUAACUUCACAAUGGGAAGCCUUCGAGUUGCGUUUUAUGAUAUGGUUUUAUUGAACAAAUUCUAUGGCUGCAACUGUGAUAAUCAUCCAAGAAAAUUGGAUUGUAAAAAUGGCGGCUAUCAGAAUCCGGCCAACUGUGAAGAAUGUCUUUGUACUGACGGAUUCAAUGGUCAAUUAUGCGAUCAGCAUGAAGGAGUUUACGUUUUGGAAGCUAAAAAAGAAUGGGAUGCAUCAGGAGUGCGUAAUAAUUACAGAAAAGGAAUUGAAACAAAUACUAUGCCGGAGUAUACUUAUUUUGCAUUGACUGCUCCAGAAGGAUCCACAAUUGAGGUUCGUAUCACCAAACUAUCCGGAUUUUUCUGUCAACAUACAUGCGAUUAUAAUGGUGUUGAAUUGAAAUACAAAACUGAUCGACGAAUUGUGAGCCCAUUAGUAUGCUGUGAUAAUGAUAAUUUAUGGAAUAAGACACGAUCAUCAACCAAUAAUCCAUUCAUUAUUGCAAAAUAUGGAAAUAACCGAACACCUCACUUUGAAUUCGAAUAUCGUUAUAUUCCUGGGAAUGCUACUGCUGCGCCAGAAGAGAACAAUUAACAUCUCAAUCCACUCCGUUGAAAAUAAAAACUAUGCUGAUU